CACACUCCCCUUCCUGCUGUUUUCCGGUGGGUCUGUAUAGUCUUGCUGUCGCACGCGCUGUGCACAUUAAAUUCACCAGAUAUGGAUUUCUCCAUCCGCGCCGCCAACCUGGAUGACUGCAAGGACAUCGCACGGAUGAUCACGGAACUGGCUGAAUAUGAGAAAGUGUCAGACCGUGUCAAAGUCACACAGAAAGACUUGGAGCAGGAUGGCUUCUCCAAGAACCCGUUCUUCCAUGGAAUCAUCGCUGAGGUUCCUGAGCAGCACAGGACCAAAGAAGGCCAUACCAAGAUAGGCUAUGCACUUUACUUCUACACGUACAGCUCAUGGAAGGGCAGGGCUGUUUACAUGGAGGACUUGUACGUGAUGCCCGAGUUCAGAGGGAAAGGGAUUGGCAAAGCACUGAUGAGCAAAGUAGCACAGUUGGGCCUGGCUGCGGGCUGCAACCAGCUCGACUUCACCGUACUGGAAUGGAACAAAUCCUCUCUGGAUUUCUACUUGAGUCAGGGCUGCUUCGACGUCACGGCCGACCUGGGCUACCACUGUAUGCGCUGUGAGGGCGAGGCCCUGCAGCACCUCGCCCAGCCCUAACCCAUCACAGGCGCCAUGACCUCUUGACCUUGGCAGUCGUGAGGUCAGCCGCCACAAGACAGGGAUAGAGCACGACUCAGCGGCCCUGUUCCAAAACUUGACAAAGGGAAUCAAAAGUCAGAUUUCUCAAUCAGCAGGUUAUUGAUAUGCUGGAUGCUGUAAUUAGCUCACUAUUGUCCUCAGUUCCUCAUUAGUUUGACAUAAUAAGAGUUAAGUGAUUGGUUUAAAUUGGAGGUAAAGCUACAGGUUUACAUAUUGGAACUGGGCCCAAGCAAUACAAAUCAAUAGAUGACAGGUACUGAGACGUGUAUGUGUGUUUAUUUUUUACCCUGUGACAUUUGAUUCACAGCACCUUUGACUGGUUUUUCUAUUAAAGCGAUAGGACACCUCCAGUUCUGGCCUUUUUUAUGUUUAAUGUGUAAUUUGGAAAAGCCAAGAAGGCAGUGAGAAGACGGGUGCAGCUUUUGAGUAAAAGGGAAUCGGGAUUAUAGCAGGGCUAAUGCUUCAAAAUCUCCACACCACAAACACAUCAUAAUCAAAAUAAAGUCAUUUCAUUCUUGUGAUUGACAAUGCAAAGGCGGAAUUGCACAGAGAAAAAAAAAUCCCCCGAAAAACAUUACACAGUAAAGUCAGCUACGAUGUAUAUAUUUCAUUUUAUGAUUGCCUUGAACAUUAAAUCACAUCUGAAAAAGUUGGGUUUAGGGUGUCCUAUCCCUUUAAGUUGCCUGUUUCUUUCACAUGGUAAACAUAUGGCAACAGCAACCAAAGAGUCAAUCUCCUGUUCCCUCAACUUCUAUAUUGUACUGUACAAUAGUUGUGAAGCACAAAGUAGUUUUUGCACUGGAUUUCUUUCUUUCUUUCUUUUUUUUUUUUAAGGUAGAUGUGACUCAGUGGAUUUCAUUUCUUCUUUCAUCUUACAUCUGUGAUGUGUUACUCGGUGAUUUGUUACUCCAACAUGAGUGGAGGUAGAACGUAGCCAGUUGGGUUGAAGCUGAAACCCCCGUCCCUGCAGCCUGGGACAAACUCUCAGAAGUGGAUUAAGCCUCGAAACAGACAGAAAAGUUCCAUCUGGUGGAAACUGGGAGAAAGAAAAUAAAGGUAGUCUUAGUCUAGUCAGUGUGAGUGAUUUAAUUCUGUCUGGAGUCUUGUUGUCUUGUAAAGAGUUCCUUUUUUUGGUGUUUUCUCCAGAGAUUGAAUGAGAAAAGUAUUAACUGUGCGUUAAGGAUUAUAUUUUGUUUUCUCCGAUGUCUUUUAAACAAAUGAGAGCAACUUUGCCUUGGAAGCGUUGCCGUUUGCACUGAGGUUCAUGUAGAAAAAUUCACAUUAGUCAGGAAAUGUAUCCUGUUUUUAUUUUUUAUCAUCGGGACAUGAUAUUGUGCAAUAAUCCGAAAUGGCUCAUGGAAGCAGAACAAUCGUGUGGUGUCUGGUCCAAGUAAAUAUGAAUUCCUGUCAUCGUAAUGUGACAGAGUACAAGCCCCGAAGGAAUGUCCGCCCUUGUCUGCAGCUUCCCCGCAGUCGCAUAACCAUAAAUUAUGAAACAUUUAACUCUGUCUCCAACAUGCUUUCCCCAAGCAAAAUUACAAUCAAAUCAAAAUCUUGUGAUAAUACACUGGCUCUCACCCCAGAUUCUAAAAUAAACAUCUCAGUCCUCAGUCCUGUCAGCCAUGACAGUCAGUUCAACCUGAAAUCAUUGUAAUAACUAAAACCAAACUUGUUUAAGCAACUCUACAUACAAUGUAUUAGAUAAGAUUAUGUUAGUAGAACAUAAAUCAAGCUAUUAUGUAUUUCCAGUGUUUAUUUUAUUUAUUUUUUUAAUUAUGUGUGUAAACCUGAACACAGUGUACCUAUCUAAAGGCUAGCGAAGUGUACCUGUGCCAUAGACAAGCAUUUAGAGUUAGAGUCUUUGUUAUGGCUGUCAUUAAAAAGUGAUCCAGUGUGUAUGAGAGAAAUUCAUUCAAUUCAUUUUUCUGUUUCAGUGGUACGAUGUUUCCAAAGUCCUCACUGCUGAUGUGUCAGUGUGUCGUCAAAUGUCUCAUGCCGUCGGUGGUGUUUUCCGGAUUAUUCCUUUGUGACUGGCAGGGGAAUGCAAAUGGGCUACUCUUAGAAAGCUCUGGUUAGUUUUGUAUUCUGUGUCAGAUUAGUCAGGUUUUGUCAGUGAAAUGGCUGAAAAUACAAAUUGUCACUUGCUUUCUUAAUGAAACAGGGAAAUAUUUGAUAUUGUAUAGCCGAUCUUUGCAUACUUUGGUCACAUGAAUAGAGCCAUUUGGAGUUUUGUGUCAUUUUUUGUGCCAAACAGCCCGAUACAUCAAACAUCCAGGGUUUCAUGCAUUUGUAUUAUAUUUGACUUUGAUUUAGAGCCCUUAAUCUCUAUUAGUCCCGACAUCAAAGGGCUUUACAGGCCCACAGUUUGAGUGAACAAAAUGACACAGUGGCUUCAUAAAUGUAUUUUAGACUUUCCGUUGUUGUCUCCCAUUCUUGAAAACUUACUAUUUGUUGCACUGUGACUUCACUGUUGACCCUCUCUGUUCACUUGUCAUAGAUCAGAAUGAAAAAUUGUGCGACUGCCCAUUCUAAUAAAGUAAUGUGCUAAAAGUGA
Messenger RNA from Myripristis murdjan (pinecone soldierfish), 3187 nucleotides. RefSeq names its product spermidine/spermine N1-acetyltransferase family member 2a, tandem duplicate 1 (gene sat2a.1). Lineage: Eukaryota; Metazoa; Chordata; Actinopteri; Holocentriformes; Holocentridae. Bases 82 to 591 code for a protein of 169 amino acids. The record is from RefSeq and is a predicted model, not a curated record. Gene Ontology annotation, molecular function: N-acetyltransferase activity. The transcript is spliced from 6 exons.